AUGAGUAGUGGUAAGGAGGCUGGUGCCUCUGGUGAUGACGGUGAUGAUGGGCGUCUACAGCUCCAACGGUCGGUGUUGGAGGCGGACAUGCGUACUCUAGAGGAGAUGAAGACAGCGAACGCAGCUGAGGAGGCGGAGGUGAAGGCAGCUCGAGAGGCGGUGGAGGAUGCUAUUAAAGAGGUCACUGGUCCAAUCGACGAGGAGAGGCAGCAGGUCGAUAAGCAGAGGCUUGAAGUAGAGGAGAGGAUAAGGAAGCUGCAAGAGGAAUUGGCUCAGUUGAAAACGACUAGAGAUGAGUGCAACGAGAAGCUGAGCCGGCUGGAUGGGGACAUAGUAGCGGCCCGGGGGAAGUUCCAACAUGAGCUUGACAAUGUGGAGGUGGCUGAGGAGAAGUUCGAUAAGAAAACCAAGGCGAUGGUGUUGAAGGAGGAGCUCAUAGAGCAGCAACGGAAGGCGAUCGAGCAAAGGGAAGAUGAAAUUCAUCAGCGACGAGCAGAGGAUUUGGAGAAUCGCCGCGCGUUAGAGGAGGAGUUAGACGCUCUCGACACCUCACAUAAGGUCACCGACCGAUGGCUGGCGAGCUGUGAUAAGCUGGAGUCUGCUGUGGAGGGUAGUGUUGGUGUUAUUGUCGAAGGUGCAGAGCUGAGGGCAAGUCUGAGGCGACAGGUUACUGAUGUUGCGGAGCAGCUGUCCACAUUGGACCUCGAGAUUGGCCGAAUUGAAGAGGAGAAGCAGCAGGCGGUCCGAUCACGGAGGUUCGGGGAGGCCAAGAACCUCUCGGCUGAGGGUAAAACUGUGGAAGAGUCGAUCGCGACCACCGAAGAGUCGAUAGGUAAGUUGCGGGACCGAAGCACUGCAUUGCGCCAACAGCUUGAUGAGGCUCAAUCGAAGGAAGACGGCCUUCUUGAUGGCAGCACAGAUGUUACGGGAUGUGGGGACGUACUUGAUGAGAUGGCCUUUAGUGUGAAGGCUCGGCUGCAUUAUGUAGGGGAGGUUGCUGAAGGGGAGGGGUUAAAGCCAGAGGCCGAGAUGUUGGAAGCCUUGGACGCUGAAAUAGCGAAGCAUUUGCCAUCAGAAGCUGGGGAGAAGCUGAGGGUGCAAAUGGCUGCCCUGGUGAACUCGGAUACACGAGCAGUGUCACCACAAGAUGGUGACACGGCCAAGUAG
Molecule: messenger RNA, 1167 nt
Organism: Perkinsus marinus ATCC 50983
Lineage: Eukaryota; Perkinsozoa; Perkinsida; Perkinsidae
Product: Tropomyosin, putative
Exons: 11
Coding region: 1-1167 (388 amino acids)
Source: RefSeq, a predicted model, not a curated record